AUGCAUGCCUUCACCUUCUUCAUCCUCUUCUUCACUUCCAUCUUUCUUGAAACACAAGCAAGCGAUGAAAACUGCGCAACUAUGUGCACUCAUGGGAAUCCCCAUAUUCAGUUUCCUUUCCAUGUAAGAGGGCAGCAGCCAGAACACGGCGGUGACCUUAUUUAUGAGCUUGACUGCAACAACACCACCAAAACUACCACAAUCCACUUCCCGUCUUAUGGCGACUUGGUCGUCAAAUCCAUCUCGUAUGACAUGAAAAGGCUUGAUCUUCUCGACCCCAAGAGUUGUGUCCAUGAAGUCUUUCUUAACCUCAAUCUCUCCCUCACCCCAUUUCAAUAUUACUAUGUUGUGAAGGAGCACUCAUAUCUCAACUGUUCAGUUAGGCUUUCGCCUUCUUUCUCCGAAAUCCCCUGCUUAAGUGGCUCCGACUAUCAUGUUUACACCGUUCCCCCUUCUUUGGCUGUCCCAAAUUCUUGCAGGGUUGUGAAAACAGUUCCUAUUCCUUUCGGGUAUAGUCCUUAUCUCGCUGACAAUAGUUUUGGUCUUGGAUUAACUUGGGGCUCAAAUGGGGAUGGAGAACAAGAAACAGAAUGCUUCACCAUGGCACAUGUGAAAGUGGUAUGUAUUGCCAUCUUCAUUUUCGCGGCUGCGGCACUGAGAAAAUUAAAAAUUUAUCGGUCUAAAAAGCUACAACAUUUGAUUGAAGGGAAGGAUCAAGUUCAGGGUGAGAAAUUAUUAGGAGAUUAUAAACCCCUUAAACUUGAAACAUGCUGCAAUUCCGAUCUCAAGCAGGGAAACAGUCAGGGUGAAACAGUUUUGGACAUUAGUAUCAUGAAGCAACACAAAAUGCAAGCUAUGAAAUGA
Molecule: messenger RNA, 864 nt
Organism: Prunus armeniaca (apricot)
Lineage: Eukaryota; Viridiplantae; Streptophyta; Magnoliopsida; Rosales; Rosaceae
Source: the annotation of a GenBank genome assembly